Molecule: messenger RNA, 1011 nt
Organism: Hirsutella rhossiliensis
Lineage: Eukaryota; Fungi; Ascomycota; Sordariomycetes; Hypocreales; Ophiocordycipitaceae
Product: ubiquitin-binding domain-containing protein
Exons: 4
Coding region: 1-1011 (336 amino acids)
Molecular function (GO): protein binding
Source: RefSeq, a predicted model, not a curated record
AUGCUUUGCUGCGCCGUCCACAAAUCACUUGUCAACCGCGCGCCUCCGCCCCUCGUGCCGUCCUGCCGCCAAACCCCCUCCGACUGCUUCCAGCCCUUUCACGGGCUUCUCCUCCAAUCCGACAAGUCGUUCGAAGCCGCCAUCCACGGUGCUUUCGCUCCGCCCCGGCUCAUCGACGCACGCCUCUCCCAGGUCGCCAUCACCACGCCUACUCGGGCUGGCGGUGCCCCCAACGCCUCCGCCCGCCAUAUCAAUCCACCACCCUCUCUAAACCAAACCGAGGCCGCCCCGACCGCUGCCAGCCAGGCUUCCUCUCGCCGUCGACGGCGGGACCCUGGUCCUCUUGAUCAGCACAUCAACAAGCCUUUACGUCGCCACGAGUGGUCCUCAAAGGAUCGCCGAUGGACUCGCCAUGAGCUCGACUCGGAGCGUGCCGACUUCUUCGACACAAGGGUCCUGUGGCACCCAACCGCUCCUGACGACUCCAACGACGACGAUCUUGACGGCCUCGCCACCGCCCAGUCUAUACUCUCGGCCGCCGAAAUAUCGUUGCCCACUGGCGAUCUCGCCAAUGGCGUAUACGACUCGCUAGGGAACUACUAUCAACUCCCCGGCUGGGUCGUCUCCGACCCCAGCAACCUAGCUCAGGAUGGUGACGCAAACGCCAAGGGAGACUUGUCGACCCCGGAUGAGGAUUCUGCCGAAGAGGUCCAAGAGCUAGCCGUCACUGAUGCGCAGAAGCGUCGCGAGGAAAAGGGCAAGGCGGUCCUUGAUCUACGCGAGCAGAUGACUCUACGCGCACGCCUAAGCGAGACCGGCCGUGACGUCCAAGUCAGCAUGGGCAAGUCAGAUCUAGCACGCAGCGUCGCCAGGAGCAUCGCGUUAGAAGCAGCGCUGCCCUCCAACAAGAGGAUCCGGCUCGCUUACAUGGGCAAGAUUCUCAGGGAGAAUUCGACACUUGAGGCUCAGGGCUGGCAGGGCGGCCACGUCAUCAAUGCCUUUGUCUUCUAG